Molecule: messenger RNA, 1518 nt
Organism: Symbiodinium sp. CCMP2456
Lineage: Eukaryota; Dinophyceae; Suessiales; Symbiodiniaceae
Source: the annotation of a GenBank genome assembly
AUGGUAAACCCCAACGCUGCACCACUGGAAAUCGGCAAUGAUACCCAGCGCUCUGGGCUCUGGUUACUGCCGGUUUACGUGAACCACUCGUGCUUGCCGAACGUUCAGAGGUUGAUUGUGCUGGACUGCCUCUUCCUACGUGCCGGACGGGACCUGAAAGCCGGAGAGGAGCUGUUCGACAGCUAUGCAGAGACGUUGCAGCCCUUCUACCGAAGGCGUGAAGCAUUGGCGACCUACGGUUUUCAUUGCUGCUGCGAGAGAUGCAACUUCGAAGAGGCAGUCUUCGGCCAGCAGCGAAAGGCUGCAGAAGACAUUCUGGAGAAGGCCGCAGAAGCCGCACAAGGAGCAGAGGGAGCCGAAUUAGCCGAACGCCUGGAGGCGAUUGCAAACGGCGCCGAGGUGUUUGCAGCCAAAGAGCUCGAAACUGCGCUGCAGGAAGCAGGUCGGUUGGCUACUUUGCAGAUGUCGGUGUACGAGUUGCCAUCUACUCCUCUCUCGGCGCAGCGGAUGGCGCUACUUCGCGACGGCUUCGAGCAGUGUGUGGAUGAUGCGGAGAAGAGAUGUUUCGAACAGCAGGACAAGCUGCAGGCUCUCCUUCUGGGAAGCCUGGCCAACGUGCUGCGUGGCUUCGCGCUGAGCCUCCGAGGCCUGAACCGCUAUGUGGAGGCGGCGGCUGCCUGGUGCAGGGUCUUGGAUGCUCUGGAGCAGGUGAUUCCGGGCUCCGAGCUCACUGCAAUUGUCGCCAACGACAUGUUGAGCAACAAGCUGUUGGCUUUCCACUUGGACUAUCACAAGGCCGCUCAAAAGGAGCUUCGCCGGGCGCUUCUGCGAAGCCACCAGGCCUAUGGCGGAGGGGUGGAGACCUGGAGAUUCUUCACCUCGAAACUCUUUGCAGACUCGGUCUUAGACGGUGGCACGGCAACGUGGACAGCCAUGCAAAAGGAGCAAUCGCAGCUUGCGCGUGGCUGCCGUGAGCAAGGCUACAGCUCAAAGGAAGUCACUGUCGCGGCAGUGGAAGUACGCAAGGAGGAGAAGCCAGGUUUCGAGGAGUUGCUGCGCAAGCAAGCUGCACGAAGGACGCAGGAGAAGGUUGGAAGCCGCCAUGGGCAGAACACGAAGAACGCUGUAGUGCCAGGUGCCAAAGCUGCACCGACACUGAGCAGGAGCCAUCAGAAGCCGGAACAGGAGGAGCUUUCGAGCAAAAGCACUCAAGGGCAAGGACCGCAAGGAGAAGGCGAUGCUGCGAGCUGCUCCGUGACAUCCGAGACAGAUUCGGCAGGGCUCGAGAUCAUUAAAGUGGUGGUCCACCUUCCGGGGCUAAGCUCAGCCGCAGAAGCUUCCCUGGAGGUCUCGCCGACUGAACUCAAGGUCGCCAGCUUGAGGCCUGACCUGCCUCACCGCAUCUGUGCGGUGCUCCCCACAGAAGUGGAGACCUCGAGCAGCACGGCCAAAUGGUCGCGACGGUCGCAGCAGCUCACGGUCCAGCUCAGGGCACUGCGGGACACUGCGGGCCCUUGA